Molecule: messenger RNA, 2025 nt
Organism: Acanthosepion pharaonis
Lineage: Eukaryota; Metazoa; Mollusca; Cephalopoda; Sepiida; Sepiidae
Source: the annotation of a GenBank genome assembly
AUGGAUACAAUCACAGAAAGUACGCGAAAAGCCUCCAAUCACAGAAAAUACGCGAAAAAAAUACAGUCACAGAAAGUAUACAAAAAGCAUACAAUCACAGAAAGUACGCGAAAAGCAUACAAUCACAGAAAGUACGCGAAAAGGAUACAGUCACAGAAAGUACGCGAAAAGCAUACAAUCACAGAAAGUACGCGAAAAGCAUACAAUCACAGAAAGUACGCGAAAAGCAUCCAAUCACAGAAAGUACGCGAAAAGAAUACAGUCACAGAAAGUACGCAAAAAGCAUCCAAUCACAGAAAGUACGCGAAAAGCAUCCAAUCACAGAAAGUACGCGAAAAGUAUCCAAUCACAGAAAGUACGCGAAAAGAAUACAAUCACAGAAAGUACGCGAAAAGCAUCCAAUCACAAAAAGUACGCGAAAAGCAUCCAAUCACAAAAAGUACGCCAAAAUCAUCCAAUCACAGAAAGUACGCGAAAAGGAUACAAUCACAGAAAGUACGCGAAAAGCAUCCAAUCACAGAAAGUACGCGAAAAGGAUACAAUCACAGAAAGUACGCGAAAAGCAUCCAAUCACAGAAAGUACGCGAAAAGAAUACAAUCACAGAAAGUACGCGAAAAGCAUCCAAUCACAGAAAGUACGUGAAAAGGAUACAGUCACAGAAAGUACGCGGAAAGCAUACAAUCACAGAAAGUACGCGAAAAGCAUACAAUCACAGAAAGUACGCGAAAAGCAUCCACUCACAGAAAGUACGCGAAAAGGAUACAAUCACAGAAAGUACGCGAAAAGCAUCCAAUCACAGAAAGUACGCGAAAAGCAUCCACUUACACAAAGUACACGAAAAGCAUCCAAUCACAGUAAGUACGCGAAAAGCAUCCAAUCACAGAAAGUACGCGAAAAGAAUACAAUCACAGAAAGUACGCGAAAAGCAUCCAAUCACAGAAAGUACGCGAAAUCAUCCAAUCACAAAAAGUACGCGAAAAGCAUCCAAUCACAAAAAGUACGCGAAAAGCAUCCAAUCACAGAAAGUACGCGAAAAGGAUACAAUCACAGAAAGUACGCGAAAAGCAUCCAAUCACAGAAAGUACGCGGAAAGGAUACAAUCACAGAAAGUACGCGAAAAGAAUACAGUCACAGAAAGUAUACAAAAAGCAUACAAUCACAGAAAGUACGCGAAAAGCAUACAAUCACAGAAAGUACGCGAAAAGGAUACAGUCACAGAAAGUACGCGAAAAGCAUACAAUCACAGAAAGUACGCGAAAAGCAUCCACUCACAGAAAGUACGCGAAAAGGAUACAAUCACAGAAAGUACGCGAAAAGCAUACAAUCACAGAAAGUACGCGAAAAGCAUACAAUCACAGAAAGUACGCGAAAAGCAUCCAAUCACAGAAAGUACGCGAAAAGGAUACAAUCACAGAAAGUACGCGAAAAGCAUACAAUCACAGAAAGGACGCGAAAAGCAUCCAAUCACAGAAAGUACGCGAAAAGAAUACAAUCACAGAAAGUAUACAAAAAGCAUACAAUCACAGAAAGUACGCGAAAAGCAUCCAAUCACAGAAAGUACACGAAAAGCAUCCAAUCACAGAAAGUACGCGAAAAGAAUACAAUCACAGAAAGUACGCGAAAAGCAUCCAAUCACAGAAAGUACGCGGAAAGGAUACAAUCACAGAAAGUACGCGAAAAGCAUCCACUUACACAAAGUACACGAAAAGCAUCCAAUCACAGAAAGUACGCGAAAAGCAUCCAAUCACAGAAAGUACGCGAAAAGAAUACAAUCACAGAAAGUACGCGAAAAGCAUCCAAUCACAGAAAGUACGCGAAAAGCAUCCAAUCACAAAAAGUACGCGAAAAGCAUCCAAUCACAAAAAGUACGCGAAAAGCAUCCAAUCACAGAAAGUACGCGAAAAGCAUCCAAUCACAAAAAGUACGCGAAAAGCAUCCAAUCACAGAAAGUACGCGAAAAGGAUACAAUCACAGAAAGUACGCGAAAAGCAUACAAUCACAGAAAGUACGCGAAAAGCAAAUAA